This is a messenger RNA of Tetrahymena thermophila SB210, 1692 nucleotides long. Its product is annotated as kinase domain protein. NCBI's taxonomy places the organism in Eukaryota, Ciliophora, Oligohymenophorea, Hymenostomatida, Tetrahymenidae. The record is from RefSeq and is a predicted model, not a curated record. Gene Ontology annotation, molecular function: GTPase activator activity; small GTPase binding. Gene Ontology annotation, cellular component: nucleus; cytosol; perinuclear region of cytoplasm. Gene Ontology annotation, biological process: activation of GTPase activity; nucleocytoplasmic transport. The transcript has 19 exons.
AUGUAAAAACACAGUAUAUAAAACUCGCUUUUUAAAAAUUUUAACAAUGAAAUUGGUGACGAGAGUGCAUCAGGCUUAGGUUCUGCUUUAGAAAAGUGUAUUAAUCUCUCAAAUUUAACACUUAAAAUUCGUUACAAUAAUAUUGGUUACAAAGGUGCAUCAGGCUUAGGUUCUGGUUUAGCAAAUUGCAUUAAUCUCUCAAAUUUAGCACUUUAUCUUGGUAGUAAUUACAUUGGUGACGAAGGUGCAUCAGACUUAGGUUCUGGUUUAACAAAGUGUAUUAAUCUCUCAAAUUUAACACUUGAUCUUGAAUGCAAUAAAAUUGGUGACGAAGGUGCAUCAGUCUUAGGUUCUAGUUUAGCAAAAUGCAUUAAUCUCUCAAAUUUAACACUUUGUCUUAGUUAGAAUCGAAUUGGUGACAAAGGUGUAUCAGUCUUAGGUUCUGGUUUAGCAAAUUGCAUUAAUCUCUCAAAUCUGACACUUGAACUUAAUGGUAAUGUAAUUGGUGACGAAGGUGCAUCAGACUUAGGUUCUGGUUUAGCAAAGUGCAUUAAUCUCUCAAAUUUAAAAUUUGAUCUAAAUUGCAAUCAAAUUGGUUACAAAGGUGCAUCAGGCUUAGGUUCUGGUUUAACAAAGUGUAUUAAUCUCUCAAAUUUAACACUUGAUCUUGAUUUGAAUGAAAUUUAUGACGAAGGUGCAUCAGUCUUAGGUUCUAGUUUAGCAAAAUGCAUUAAUCUCUCAAAUUUAACACUUUGUCUUAGUUGCAAUCAAAUUGGUUACAAAGGUGCAUCAGGCUUAGGUUCUGGUUUAGCAAAGUGCAUUAAUCUCUCAAAUUUAACACUUGGUCUAAGUAAGAAUUAAAUUGGUGGUGAAGGUGCAUCAGACUUAGGUUCUGGUUUAGAAAAUUGCAUUAAUCUCUCAAAUUUAACACUUGACCUUCGUUUUAAUAAAAUUAAUGACAAAGGCGCAUCAGGUUUAGGUUCUAAUUUAGAAAAGUGCAUUAAUCUCUCAAAUUUAACACUUAAACUUAGUUGCAAUAAUAUUGGUUACAAAGGUGCAUCAGGCUUAGGUUCUUGUUUAGCAAAAUGCAUUAAUCUCUCAAAUUUAACACUUUAUCUUGGUAAAAAUGCAAUUGGUGACGAAGGUGUAUCAGUCUUAGGUUCUGGUUUAGCAAAUUGCAUUAAUCUCUCAAAUUUAACACUUUAUCUUUAUGAUAAUUUCAUUGGUUACGAAGGUGCAUCAGGCUUAGGUUCUGGUUUAGCAAAGUGUAUUAAUCUCUCAAAUUUAACACUUAACAUUGGUAACAAUGAAAUUGGAGACGAAGGUGUAUCAGUCUUAGGUUCUGGUUUAGCAAAUUGCAUUAAUCUCUCAAAUUUAACACUUUAUCUUGAUGGUAAUUACAUUGGUUACGAAGGUGCAUCAGGCUUAGGUUCUGGUUUAGCAAAGUGUAUUAAUCUCUCAAAUUUAACACUUUACUUUCGUAACAAUACAAUUGGUGAAGAAGGUGUAUCAGUCUUAGGUUCUUGUUUAGCAAAAUGCAUUAACCUCUCAAAUUUAGAACUUUAUCUUAUUAACAAUGAAAUCGGAGACGAAGGUGUAUCAGUCUUAGGUUCUUGUUUAGCAAAAUGCAUUAAUCUCUCAAAUUUAACACUUUAUCUUGGGUAAAAACAGUUUAUUUGUAUUGGAUUGUGA